Messenger RNA from Paramormyrops kingsleyae, 3661 nucleotides. It is a transcript of the gene vldlr, whose product is annotated as very low density lipoprotein receptor. Gene Ontology annotation, cellular component: apical plasma membrane; signaling receptor complex; plasma membrane. Gene Ontology annotation, molecular function: protein binding; hormone binding; calcium ion binding. The record is from RefSeq and is a predicted model, not a curated record. NCBI's taxonomy places the organism in Eukaryota, Metazoa, Chordata, Actinopteri, Osteoglossiformes, Mormyridae. Gene Ontology annotation, biological process: receptor-mediated endocytosis.
AUGCGUGUAAAUGACAUGUUGAAGGGGAAAAAAAAAUCUCGGCUCGACCGACGUGGUUAUUUGCCGCAGGUUCACGCUAUCAGUAAAUUAGGACAUGGAUUGCGGGUGUAGGUCCGAACGGGGGAAGCGAAUGGACUGAAGGGCGCCGGGUGAAUGAGAUAAAAAGGCAGGAUUUGCGAGGUCCCUGUUCGUCCCACGCAGGCAUAUCGGCCGUGCCACAUUAAACAGUGCAGAAGGACGGGGGGGCAGCGCUCAGUGUAAAGCCAUACCGCGAAAUGCUCACGUCUGUUCUGGGCUUUCUCAUUCUUCCCAUAUGUCUUCAGCACGGCGUUUUUGUUGGGGGGUCCAAGACAGAAUGUGACCCCUCCCAGUUCCAGUGUGGAAACGGCCGCUGCAUCCCCUCUGUGUGGCGGUGCGAUGGAGAUGAAGACUGCUCUGACGGCAGCGACGAGAGCACCUGCGUGAGGAAGACCUGUGUAGAGGUAGACUUCGUGUGCCGGAACGGUCAAUGUGUCCCCAAGAGGUGGCAUUGUGACGGCGAGCCGGAUUGUGAAGAUGGAUCCGACGAAAGCGCUGAUGUUUGCUACGCACGCACCUGCCGUGUGAACGAGUUCAGCUGUGGCACCGGAACCACUCAGUGUAUUCCUGUGUUCUGGAAAUGUGACGGCGAGAAGGACUGCGACAAUGGCGAGGACGAGGUUAACUGUGGCAACAUCACAUGCGCCCCUUUGGAGUUCACAUGUGCGAGCGGCCGCUGCGUCUCACGGAACUUUGUGUGCAACGGCGAGGAUGACUGUGGUGACGGCAGUGACGAGCUAGACUGCGUGCCGUCGUCCUGCGGGCCCAGCCAGUUCCAGUGUGGCAAUGCCACGUGCAUUCCCGCCAGUUGGGUUUGUGACGACGACGUGGACUGCCAGGACCAGUCGGACGAGUCGCCUCAGCGCUGCGGCCGCCGGCCCACGCCACCCGCCAAGUGCCCCUCUGGCGAGAUGCGCUGCGCUUCCGGCGAGUGCAUCCACCGCAAGUGGCGCUGCGAUGGUGACACAGACUGCAAGGAUGGUAGCGACGAGGUCAACUGCCCUGUGCGAACCUGCAGACCAGAUCAGUUCAAGUGUGAAGACGGCAGCUGCAUUCAUGGCAGCCGGCAGUGUAAUGGUUUGAGGGACUGCGCUGAUGGCAGCGACGAGAUCAACUGCAAAAACGUGACCCAGUGCAAUGAUCCUGACAAGUUCAAAUGUCGGAGUGGAGAGUGCAUUGAGACGAGCAAAGUGUGCAACAAGGUCCGGGACUGUUCAGACUGGAGCGACGAGCCAAUCAAAGAAUGCAAUCUGAACGAGUGCCUCCAGAACAAUGGUGGAUGCUCCCACAUCUGCAGGGACAAUGUGAUUGGCUACGAGUGUGACUGCCCUCCAGGACUGCAGCUCAUAGACCGAAAGACCUGUGGCGAUAUCAACGAGUGCUUGAACCCUGGAAUCUGUAGCCAGAUUUGCAUCAACCUGAAAGGGGGCUACAAGUGUGAGUGUCACAAUGGCUACCUUAUGGAUGCCUCCACUGGAGUGUGUAAGGCAGUGGGGAAGGAACCAUGUCUGAUCUUCACUAAUCGACGGGAUAUCCGAAAGCUGGGCCUGGAACGGAGGGAGUACACGCAGAUUGUGGAACAGCUCCGCAACACUGUUGCUCUGGAUGCAGACUUCACCCAGCAGAAGAUCUUCUGGGCUGACCUGGGGCAGAAGGCUAUUUUCAGCACGUCACUGGACAAGCGGGAUGAGGGUGUAUCGAAAGUAAUCGACAACAUACAGACACCUAUUGGGAUUGCUGUAGACUGGAUUUACAAGAACCUGUACUGGUCUGACCUAGCCACCAAGACCAUCUCUGUGGCCAACUUCAAUGGGACUAAGAGGAAGGUUCUGUUUAGCUCUGGUUUGAAAGAGCCAGCCUCCAUAGCUGUGGAUCCACUUUCUGGGUUUCUAUACUGGUCAGAUAGGGGAGAACCAGCAAAGAUUGAGAAGUCUGGCAUGAAUGGUGUUGACCGGCAGGUCCUGGUUGAGACAGACAUCCAGUGGCCCAAUGGGAUCACUCUCGACCUCAUCAAAAGCAGACUUUACUGGGUGGACUCCAAGCUGCACAUGCUCUGUAGUGUGGACCUUAAUGGGGACAACAGGCGCAAAAUACUACAGUCUCCUGAUUACCUCCCUCACCCCUUCGCCCUCACUGUCUUUGAGGAUCGUGUAUUCUGGACAGAUGGCGAGAAUGAGGCAAUCUACGGGGCGAACAAAUUUACAGGGUUGGAUUUGAUCACGCUUGCCAGCAACCUGAAUGAGCCGCAGGACAUCAUUGUUUACCACGAGCUGAUUCAGCUCUCUGGAAUUAACUGGUGCAGUGAGAAGGUGGGAAAUGGAGGUUGUGCCUACAUGUGCCUGCCUGCACCGCAGAUCAAUAAGCACUCGCCAAAAUACACCUGUGUGUGCCCCCAGGGCAUGGAGCUCUCAGCAGAUGGCCUUCAUUGCAGACCAGUCUCAACUGCAGCUGCCGGUUCGCCCCCAGGGGAUAAUGUGAAGGCACUCGUGCAGCCCCCUUGUUCUAAAGAGGGGAAUAUAAGCACCUCCAUCCAUGAGGUGAACUCCUCAGCCAAAGGAUCAGCUGCGGCCUGGGCUAUCCUUCCUGUUUUGUUGCUUGCGAUGACUGCUGCGGGAGGCUACCUGAUGUGGCGCAACUGGCAACUGAAGAACAAGAAGAGCAUGAACUUCGACAACCCUGUGUACUUAAAGACCACCGAGGAGGACCUCAACAUUGACAUUAGUCGGCAUAGCUCGUCAGUCGGCCACACGUAUCCCGCUAUAUCUGUCGUGAAUACAGAGGAUGACUUAUAGCCUAGUCUGACACCACUCCAUCUGUUUACGAUCUCUUUGGUGUCCAUGCCAACAGCUGCUAUUUAGCAGAGCUAUAACCAGAUGCCUUCUGAUGUGCAUUGUUUUCUUUUUUUACUUUGAGGUGUGGCAGGGUGAGGGUGUGGGAUGCUUGUCACUGUUUAUAGUGUAUAUGAUAAAUCCACUGAAUCCCUAAGACCUGCACUGAGCAUGCCCAGAGCAGCCUGGCCUUUGGGUGUGAUCUGUUCUACUUUCUCUCCAUUUACCCUCUUUUCCCACAAUCCAAUGCCUGCUCUGGCAGGAUACUGAAGUGUCAUUGGUACAGAAUGCUUGGACCGCAUAGUUAACAGCCUGUGAAUAUUGAGAUGCAUAUUUUAGGCAGUCAUGUCUUAAACCAUGUGACUUUUUAUCAAUUGUAUUACCUCCUGAAGCACAUUCUUAUGAAGCUUCUGUAUGCUGGUGAGGCAAGCUCUAUAAGGAAUGUGCUGUUAUGACAUUUGUAAAACUAGGAAAUUUGUACAUACUGUCCCGAAAAAUUGCAAUCAGGACAUCGAAGCACUUUGAUCAAGCUUACUCUGUAAAUAAGAUUGUAUACAUUGGACUGAAUCAAUUUUUUGCAAAGGUUGGGCAUAGUACCAGGGUAGAGAUGUAUUUAAAAAAAAAAAAAUGAAUUUGUUAAAAUAUUUUGUAUGUUUGUGCUGUUCCUGUGACCUUUUAUAGCAUUGUACAGGGGUACUUGACUCUGUGAAAGCAUAAAACAUUUGCAAUCACUUCAAAUAAAAUAAUAUGUGAAA